Messenger RNA from Malassezia pachydermatis, 1518 nucleotides. RefSeq lists its product as hypothetical. Lineage: Eukaryota; Fungi; Basidiomycota; Malasseziomycetes; Malasseziales; Malasseziaceae. Bases 1 to 1518 code for a protein of 505 amino acids. The transcript has 2 exons. The record is from RefSeq and is a predicted model, not a curated record.
AUGUCGGCGGCACGUUUAUGGACGUCGUCCAGGGCUGCUGCUGCAGCUGUUGCGGCACCAGCGCGUGUCCGCAACUUUACAACAUCACGAACUACUCUUCAAGCAAGCAAAGUCUCUGCGCUUGAAUUUCAGCUAUCGACCGAGGAUGCUGUGUAUCGUGCUAGGUUGGCUGCAUUGGAGCAGCUGCUACCUACGAUCAAAGGUCGAUGGGGCGGCAUAGGAUUUGCUGUAUCGCAGGCUUUGGGUUUGGGAUGGAUGACUGACUCAGAGGAGUCGGUGAUGCGCAUCGUCUCGUCACGCGCGAUGUACUACCCGACGUGGGUCGUAGAUGCUAUGUGGAAAGUGAAGUGCCGCGGCGACAAUGGCGAGGCCACCGCCUCGUUUAUUUCGACAAAUUCGGCCUUCCCUGGCAACUCUUGGAGGCCUAUGGAUAGCCUCCCGAUCCGGGCGCCACCGCCUCGUCUGCCCUCGACGCCAGAGCGUGCGCCGUCGAUUAUUACCUCGGCUGACGAACCUAUGACGUAUGCCCCUUUCUCGAAAGAGCGUCACUUGCAUCCUGAAGUGGAUAUCGAUGGACAAAUUAGUAUCCUUCCUUUCAAUAUUACACCAUUGUGUCUGCCAGAUCUCUGCAAAUCGGCUGAUUUGCGCAGCUCAAUGGUCGACUUGCUCUCACAAGGGCCUGCGCUGCAUAUCAACCGCCGCUUUACCAUCCUUCCUGGCGUGGAAAUCCAAGUAGCCAACUUGGAUGACCAGAGGAGCGAGAAUAAGAGUGCUAUGCUACGUAUGGAAUGGGAUACAUUGCAGUUGGAUAUGCUGGCCUGCUACCCAGUGAUGCUGCCUAUGCAUCUCGUACAGUUCCGGUACGAUGCACACGGGGAAAAGGAUCGCCGUGCCACUGUGGCACUGGCUGCAUGGGAUCCAAGUCUCUUGACAUAUGCUUUGCAGUGCGAUGAGCAGCCAGGCUGGGUCUUUAAAGGCGAUACAUCGUGGCUGGAUGUGGACAUGUUGGACUUUGAUCCUCGUGUCCCUAUUUCUCCUUCGGUCCUCGACCCGCAGGCCAAGGAUGCGACAGAGUCUUCUGAUGCUCGGAUCAUUGAUCUGAUGGCGCAACAGACGCAGAUGCAGAGCGUGUUUGAGGGUCGAGUGCAUGAGCUCAUGGAGAAUGCGAACUGGUCGUUCUGUGAGUCAUGGCAGCGCGAGCAACCAUCGUCGUCCGAUUCAGCUGAGGCCCGUGCCGGCCUGGGUAGUCACAUUACCUGGGACGAUGCUCGAAUCCGGCCCUACGCGGUCGACAUCGAAGCGAACCGUCGCUACAUUGCCUUGACCACAGAAGAGAUGUUCUCGGCUCGCCUCUUGGAAGGUAUUGCCAAAGACCAGCAACGUGGCGCGGAUCUGUCUCACGUGCAGACCUAUCAUCAGGGCCAGCUUCUUUCAGGCGAGCAAGCCAUUCAGGUGCUUCGUGACCGACUGAACGAUAUCCAAGCCAAGCGCGAUGAGAUGCGUCCACCUUGGCUCUAA